This is a messenger RNA of Drosophila mojavensis, 1095 nucleotides long. Its product is annotated as probable phosphomevalonate kinase. Lineage: Eukaryota; Metazoa; Arthropoda; Insecta; Diptera; Drosophilidae. Gene Ontology annotation, molecular function: phosphomevalonate kinase activity. The record is from RefSeq and is a predicted model, not a curated record. Gene Ontology annotation, cellular component: cytoplasm. Bases 245 to 805 code for a protein of 186 amino acids. Gene Ontology annotation, biological process: isopentenyl diphosphate biosynthetic process, mevalonate pathway; cholesterol biosynthetic process. The transcript is spliced from 2 exons.
UUAUGGUAUAACGAUAACUUUUGCCAUCAGCUGAAUAAUGAAAAAAAACACCUAUUUGUAAACAAUUUAAAUUUGUGCAGAACAAUACUAAUUUACAUAAGUACAAAGAUGUAAUAAAUAGCUGAAAAUGUCAACUUUGACACGCUGUCUCGCAUAAAUUAACAGCCUAAUUAUAUUGGAGAAGUCACGUAGUCAUUUAAGCAAAAAGCGCAGUGAAGAGUGAAAGUUGCUUAGCUAAGAAAAUAUGAAAAAAAUAUUUUUAAUUAGUGGCAAACGGAAAUGUGGUAAGGAUUUCAUUUCAGAGAGAUUGUUAAACCGUCUGGCAGAUCGUGCCCUGAUCGUUCGCAUCUCGGAGCCCAUUAAAAAGGAAUGGGCGAACAAGCUGCAACUGGAUAUUCAGGCUAUGCUCAGCGAUGGCCCCUAUAAGGAGCAAUAUAGGAGAGACAUGAUCGUGUGGAGCGAUGAGGUGCGUCGUAGAGAUUACGGCUUCUUUUGUCGUGCGGCCAUGAAGCAGGCGCCCGUGGAUGAGGUGGACUAUGUCAUUGUCAGCGAUGUACGUCGUAAGAACGAUAUACGCUGGUUCCGUGAGACGUACGGCCCCCAAAUGGUGCAAACACUACGUUUGACGUCGUUGCCAGAGACUCGCAAAGCGAGAGGCUGGCAAUUCACUGUGGGCGUGGAUGACGAGCCAUCCGAAUGUGAUUUGGAUGACAGCUCCUUUGACUAUGUGCUAGCGAAUGAUAAGGACGACCAGAGUGGGGAGCAGCUAAUUGAUCAAAUUAUGGCUAUGCUACAGAUUAGCUAACUAAAGUGGUCUUCUCAUAUACAUAUGUAUAGAUAUAUAACAAAUAUAUUUUUGAUAUCAAUUAUCUUUUUGAACGAUGGCAGCUAGAGAUGUCUUACACCUUCCACGCACGAGUUGUUGCAAAUCAUCGAUAAAUUAUUUGCACAUCGAUGGAAAUAAAAAGCACCGUUAAGCUAGUUAUUUGAAAUAUAUGAAUAUAUUUAAUUUUUAAUAUUGGUUAUUGGUGGGCUGUUUAGCUGUUGAUUUGUAAAGACUAAAAUGUUAAGAAUAAAAGACAAGAUUUAAGAUAA